UUUCAGGGAUUCUACUCUAUACAACAAGAUCUCAAUAAGACCAUAGUACAAGAAUUUUUUUUAAUUGCUUUCUCAGACCUAAAGCAACUCCAGAUAUUACUUCUUCUCUUUGUUUUGGUAACAUACAUCAUCUAUAUUACAGGAAAUAUUACCAUCAUCGCCUUAGUUAGGACUGAAACAUUGCUUCAAACUCCAAUGUAUUUUAUCAUAAGUACAUUUGCUGUUCUUGAAAUUAUGUUUGUGGCGGUUACUAUACCUAAGCUUCUGGAUAAUUUAAUUUCAGGAAAUAAGAGGAUAUCUUUCAUUGAAUGUUUUACACAGAUGUGUAUUUACGAUGGUUUGGGUCUAACAGAAUGCUAUAUGUUAUUGGUCAUGGCCUUUGAUAGGGACUUGGCUAUUAACAAUCCUUUACACUAUUCUACUAUCAUGAAGAAGGAAAUAUGUGCUCUAUUAGCCGCGGCACCAUGGGUUGCUGGUUUUGCAGCUUCUUUUGUGACUACUGGUUUCAUGGCCCAAUUGGACUUUUGUGGGCCAAAUCAGAUAAAUCAUUUCACCUGUGAUUUGGCUCCACUUCAAAUUUUGUCUUGCUCCGAUCCUUCCAUAAGCAAAUUAGUCACAAUAUUAACAGCCACUUUUGCCAGCAUUCUCCCAUCCAUCAUUAUCACAGCUUUCUAUGUUCACAUUAUUAAUGCCAUCUUAAAAAUCAAGGGAGCUGAAGGGAAACAAAAAGCCUUUUCCACCUGUUCCUCUCACCUUAUUGUGGCCAGUCUCUUCUUUGGAUCAGCUCUUGUGGUGUACAGCAUACCUUCCAGAGGGGAAAAUGACAAAUUUCUUGCUCUUAUAUACACAGUUCUUACCCCUCUCCUAAAUCCCUUCAUUUAUACUUUUAGGAACAGUGAUGUGAAGACAGCAAUAAAUAAAAUCUGUGUUAAAUAUGUUUAUCCUGUAGUCCAUAAGCCACAUUCAUAG
This is a messenger RNA of Staurois parvus, 969 nucleotides long. The record is from the annotation of a GenBank genome assembly. Lineage: Eukaryota; Metazoa; Chordata; Amphibia; Anura; Ranidae.